UCACUUCAGGCUUUCCUCCCACGUAAAGCUGACAUUAACUGGUCUUGUCUCAUUUAAAAAAAAAAGUUGUGUGAAAAAUGCGAAAAAAAAAAUGAAUUCAUAUACAACAACUCAGAGUUACAUGUUUUCAUCUUGGCGUCUCAGAGAUCCUUAUGUCAUGAAUCCACAAAGUUAUUAAUGUCCAAAACCAAACGCGUUUGUGAAAACAAAUCGCCUCAUGAGACAGAUCUUAUAUUUUCAAGUGUCCUGUGCACGCAUAUAUAGAGUUUAACGAAAGACGAAUUAGUGACAUAAAACUCCUGGUUGAAACGUCUUCUACAUGAAUCACUGGCCACCCUGUUAUGUAAGCUGCAUGCGUCGACCCGGAAGUUAAAUACUCCAGUAGAGAUAAAGCGUCCCUGGUUGGCGAACUGAGGUUCGAAUAUACUAGAAGGGACAGGUCAGGAUAAUAAACUCCAUAUCUACUACGUGCGACCAUCAUGGAGAAGAGGAUUGGGACUCACAUGGUGUUUCUCGCUACGUUGAUUGUUAGUGUUUCAGUGUCUGGCCAGACAAUCCGACUGGUGUCCCCCCUGAACAACGGUGUUGGGAGAAUUGAGGUGUUCUAUAACGGUACAUGGGGCACUGUUUGUGACGAUGGCUUUGGGGCAGAUGAAGCCAAGGUGGCCUGCAGACAACUGGGACGAUAUAAAAGCGGACUUACACCAAGGGCAAUUCAACGUUUUGGAUUUGGAGGAGGAAAGAUUUGGUUGGAUGACGUGAGUUGUUCCGGUACCGAGUCAUCUUUGGCCAGCUGUUCACACAGACCAUUGGGCGCCCACAAUUGUCUUCACAGUGAAGAUGUUGGCAUCAUAUGUGAUCCAAGUGACAUAACGAUGAAGCUGACACCGAGCUACAACAAAGGACUCCUACAGGUGUACCACUCCGGUAGAUGGGGCACAGUGUGUGAUGACUAUUUCGGCCUAGUAGAAGCUUCAGUUGUGUGCAAGGCACUUGGAUACCAAGGGGGAAAGGUAAUCGAUGAAAGCAGUUCAAUAACAAUGUGGUUAGAUGACGUGCAGUGCACGAUGCGGAAUACAGAUCUGAAAUACUGCAAGCACAGACAAUGGGGGAGUGAUGACUGUAGCGACUCUGAAGCUGUUGGUGUCCAGUGUUUUUCAUUUCCUGAAGAUUCUACAGCGGCAAGACUUGUAUCCACCACCAACACGCCAGGGGAGGGAGUGCUGGAGCUGUACCAUGGUGGACAAUGGGGAAGAGUCUGCUGUAUUGGGUUCGGAGUGGAAGAGGCAACAGUUGCCUGUAGAAUGUUGGGACACAACACCAUUGGGGCCCUCGCCAGCUCAUAUCUAAAUACCGUCAGUUCAUCACGGCACGUCAUCCUAGAUAAAGUCAAGUGUCUUGGCACAGAGCUCUCUCUCAAUGAAUGUCUUCACUAUCCAUGGGGCAGUGUUACCUGUUCCUCAAUAGUAGUCGGAAUACAGUGUCCCUCUGCUGAUCUUCAAAUACGCUUGAAUUCGACAACUCGUGGACGGGGUCGGGUAGAAGUACUUCACAACGAUGUCUGGGGAACAGUUUGUAGAGGGUCGUCGUUUUCCUCACAGGAGGCACAAGUUGUGUGUAAAAUGGCAAAUCUGCCCUGGACGACCGCCUAUGUGACUACAUCUUAUGGACCAGGUGAAGGAAUUAUUUGGCUGAGUAACGUCGACUGUACGGGAACCGAGACCUCCCUGGAUCAGUGUUCCCAUUCUGGUUGGGGAACAGCGAUAAGCUGUGCUCACAGUAGUGAUGUGGGCGUGGUGUGUCGUGGAGCUACCCUGAAUAUCCACCUUGAGCCGACAGGAAGUGUCCUCAACGUCAUCAUUGGUCAGGUGGUCAGCGUCAAGUGUGUGGUCGGUUACUCGAACUCCCCGGUCACUUCGUUCAGAUGGACACACAGUGGACAAUCAUACAGUGGGCAAACCUUCAGUAAAACAAUAACUUCCAAAGCUGACUCUGGCAGUUUAACAUGCAGUGUAGGGAAUGUCCACGCCUCCACUCGACUCAGUGUUCUGUACCCGCCGGUGGUACAUCUGGAGCCAAGAAAUCACAGCCUGGAUAUCGGUGUGGGUGAAGACCUCCGUGUACGGUGUGUAGUGGAUGACGCCAACCCAAGUGUGCACACAUUCCAGUGGUCUCACAACGGACAAACGAGUACUGGCUCGACAUUCCUCAAGCGUAACAUAUCCAAGUCUGACCAAGGACAACUGACCUGUACUGCUGAUAAUGGACACAUGAUGGCACCUGGAAGGGCAGCUACUACAAUACAUGUAACAUCUGCCCUGGUAAUCCACCUUGAGCCACAAGGAAGUGUCCUCAACGUCCUCCUUGGUCAGGUGAUCGGUGUCGUGUGUGUGGUCGACUACUCCAACUCCCCGGUCACUUCGUUCCGCUGGACACACAAUGGACAUUCCUACAGUGGACAAGCCUUCAGUAAAACAGUAACAUCCAAGUCCGACUCUGGCAGUUUAACAUGCAGUGUAGGGAAUGUCCACGCCUCCACUCGAAUCAACGUGUGGUACCCGCCAGUGGUACAUCUCGAACCAAGAAAUGACAGCCUGGAUGUCGGUGUGGGUGAAGACCUUCGUGUACGGUGUGUAGUAGAUGACGCCAACCCAAGUGUGCACACAUUCCAGUGGUCUCACAACGGACAAACGAGUACUGGAUCGACAUUCCUCAAGCGUAACAUAUCCAAGUCUGACCAAGGACAACUGACCUGUACUGCUGAUAAUGGACACAUGAUGACACCAAGAAGGGCAGCUACUACAAUACAUGUAACAUCUGCCCUGGUAAUCCACCUGGAGCCGCCAGGAAGUGUCCUCAACGUCCUCCUUGGUCAGGUGAUCGGUGUCGUGUGUGUGGUCGACUACUCCAACUCCCCGGUCACUUCGUUCCGCUGGACACACAAUGGACAUCCCUACAGUGGACAAGCCUUCAGUAAAACAGUAACAUCCAAGUCCGACUCUGGCAGUUUAACAUGCAGUGUAGGGAAUGUCCACGCCUCCACUCGAAUCAACGUGUGGUACCCGCCAGUUGUACAUCUAGAACCAAGCAAUGACACCCUGGAUGUCGGUGUGGGUGAAGACCUCCGUGUACGGUGUGUUGUGGAUGACGCCAACCCUGGUGUUUACACAAUCCAGUGGUCUCACAACGGACAAUCAUGUAAUGGAUCGACAUUCCUCAAACGUAACAUAUCCAAGUCUGACCAAGGAGAACUGAUCUGUACUGCUGAUAAUGGACACAUGAUGACACCUGGACGAGCAGUUGCAACUGUAAACGUUAGAUACCCACCAGAGAUCCACCUGUCACCAAGGCAAGAUGUCAUCAGUGUCAUGGCUGGAGAUGCCGUUGAAGUCGAAUGUGUCGUCGACGACGCCAACCCUGCUGUCACCUCGUACAUGUGGUGUCACAACAACAAUAUCAGUCACGGACAGACGUUUAUGAAACAUGUGUCUUCUUCUGAUGCGGGAAACUUAUCAUGCUCUGCUACGAAUGAACAGGGAACAUCUACUGUACAAACAACGAUCAACGUCUUGCAAGCUUCCUCGUUGAUCAUGAGUGAUAACACUACCAGCCAAAAUGAAGUGAUUGCCAUAGUAACAGGAUCCGUUGGCAUAGUUACCAUGAUCCUGCUCCUUAUCAUCAUUAUACACCUGAGGAGGCGACUGCAACUUCCAACGAACCGCAAAGCAAAAGAAAAAUCAAAGAGAUCUGAACGGGCGUCCAGAUCAGAUGCAAUACCUGCAAGACCCCAAACAGAUUACGAGACCAUUGGAACACAAAGUGAAGGUGCUGAGAAUAUAUAUUGUCAAAUUCAAGAGACAGCAAUAACAGAUGCUGAUCCUGACGAUACCCAUCGCAACGAUGCAUUUGAAGAUGAAGAAGACAUAGACCAAAACUUAGAUGCUGAUCCUGACGAUACCUAUCGCAACGAUGCAUUUGAAGAUGAAGAAGACAUAGACCAAAACUUAGACCGUCCGAGAACCAGCCGACCAAGAGUUACCACCCCUGCACAGGAUCGCUACAUUCCACUGUUCCACCUUCGUCAUCGCAAAGCCAUAGCUACGGAGACUGCGGGACGCAUCCCUGGUUUCAGGAGGGUAUCAGACCCGACUGUCAGGAACCAUCUUCGCAAGGACAACACUCCCUCCAUUGCACACAACUCGUGUCUCGGAAGACUUCCUUCAUAAUGCCAACAUCAACGUUUUGCUCUGGCCGUCAAGAUCUCCAGAUCUCAACCCAAUCGAACACCCUGGGAUGAAUUCGAUCGACGUGUACGUCAACGCCAGAACGCGCCACAGACACUUCCACAACUGGCAAACGCGUAACAAACAGAAUGGCGAGAUACUGAGUUCAGCUCACCCUUGUGGCCUUAUGUGACAUGACAAUGAACAGUUUUCAAUGCC
Molecule: messenger RNA, 4442 nt
Organism: Haliotis rufescens (red abalone)
Lineage: Eukaryota; Metazoa; Mollusca; Gastropoda; Lepetellida; Haliotidae
Product: hemicentin-1-like
Exons: 23
Coding region: 480-4226 (1248 amino acids)
Cellular component (GO): membrane
Source: RefSeq, a predicted model, not a curated record